Pygoscelis adeliae (Adelie penguin) is the source of this 792-nucleotide messenger RNA. Its product is annotated as telomerase-binding protein EST1A-like. The transcript has 2 exons. NCBI's taxonomy places the organism in Eukaryota, Metazoa, Chordata, Aves, Sphenisciformes, Spheniscidae. The record is from RefSeq and is a predicted model, not a curated record. The coding region runs from base 1 to 792 and encodes 263 amino acids.
AUGAAGGAAGUGAAGGAGCCAAGGCAUCGCAAAGACAACAGGCGCCCAGACCUGGAGAUUUACAAGCCUGGCCUCUCCCGACUGAGGAGCAAACUCGUGCCGCCAAAGCACGAGGCCUCAGAGAAGGAGAGGAGCAGAGCUGAGGAGGAGAGUGCCAGCGACAAGGGCCCUUCAGGAGGACGGGCUCCAGUCACGGAGGAUUUCGGCAAAGGUGAUGGCCCCAAGCAGAACGGUCCUUCUCAGGGAAAUGAAGAGACAGAGACUAAAGGUGGUAUUCAGAGCCAGGAGAACUUGUCCCAGCACCCCGCUCCAGAUGAGUGGUGUCCCAAGACCACCAGGAGAACCAAGAAGCCGGACCAGCAGAUCUACCAGCCUGGGAAACGCCUGCAUUCAGCUGCUAAAGAACCGGCCCUGCGGUCAGCUACCGAGGAAGUCACCAGUAAGAUGGAGCAGCUGAAAGUUGAGGGAGAUGAGGCUGAGAAAGGCACUGGAAAAGACAACAACAGGAAAACCAAAUCAAGCAAGGAGGAUAGAGAGGGGAGCCAGGCAGGGGAAGGAGUGAAAGCCUCAAGGGGAGAAAAAGGAAGACGAAUAGAGCGAAGCGACAGGAUAAGGAGAACAAGUGACGAGGUGAUGCAGGGGAAGCUGGGCUCUACCAAACGGUACUCCCGCUCUGACAAGCGGCGGAGCCGAUACCGCACCUGCAGCACAAGCUCAGCCGGAAGCAACAACAGCGUAGAUGGAGCACUGCUUGUGGAUGGGGUGGAGAGGCAGCAGGAGCCAAGACUAUGA